Messenger RNA from Lolium rigidum, 967 nucleotides. Its product is annotated as BTB/POZ and MATH domain-containing protein 1-like. Lineage: Eukaryota; Viridiplantae; Streptophyta; Magnoliopsida; Poales; Poaceae. Bases 20 to 967 code for a protein of 315 amino acids. The transcript has 3 exons. Gene Ontology annotation, molecular function: protein binding. Gene Ontology annotation, biological process: protein ubiquitination. The record is from RefSeq and is a predicted model, not a curated record.
CCCCUCACCCCCACCUCCGAUGGGCACGGGCCGAACCAGCCGCGGCGGGCCCUCCACCGCCACCCCCGCAGGCCGGCCCUACCCGCCGAUCUCCGCCCCACCGCACGCCCCCACCCCAACCUCCUCGCCACCCCCCUCCGAGACGGCCUCCACCUCCGUCACCAAGACCGUCAACGGCUCGCACCACUUCAAGAUCGCGGGCUACUCGCUGGCCAAGGGGAUCGGCGUCGGCAAGUACAUCGCGUCCGAGUCCUUCACCGUCGGGGGGUUCGAGUGGGCCAUCUACUUCUACCCCGACGGCAAGAGCGCCGAGGACGGCGCCGCAUACGUCUCGCUCUUCAUCGCGCUCGCGUCCGAGGGCACCGACGUGCGCGCGCUAUUCGAGCUCACGCUCGUCGACCAGAGCGGCAAGGGCCAGGACAAGGUGCACACGCACUUUGGGAGGUCGCUCGAGGGUGGGCCCUACACCCUAAAGUACCGCGGAAGCAUGUGGGGUUACAAACGUUUCUUCAAACGAUCUGGCCUGGAAACAUCAGAUUAUCUUAAAGAUGAUUGCCUUUUAGUGAACUGCACCGUUGGUGUUGUUCAAUCACACACUGAAGGGCCAAAGAUAUACAGGAUACCAGUGCCACAAUCAAACAUGUCUCAGCAUAUUGGGCAUCUGCUGAGUAGUGGAAAGAGAACGGACAUCACAUUUGAAGUCGACGGGGAGAUGUUUCCUGCUCACAAGGUGGUACUUGCGGCCCGAUCGCCAGUUUUUAGGGCCCAGCUUUUUGGGCCCAUGAAAGAUAAAAACAUGAGGUGCAUAACAAUUGAAGACGUGGAGGCUCCUGUCUUCAAGGUGACUCUCCUUUUAUUUUGUUUCAUUUUGCUUAACUUACAUUCCUUUCUGUCCCAUCUAGAAGUAGCCGCCGCCGUCGUCCUUCGUGAUCCUCUGGAUGUCGUCCUCGACAGCAACCCGCUGUAG